Linum tenue is the source of this 1191-nucleotide messenger RNA. Lineage: Eukaryota; Viridiplantae; Streptophyta; Magnoliopsida; Malpighiales; Linaceae. The record is from the annotation of a GenBank genome assembly.
GCCUACUGCCUUGCGUUGGUCGAAUCCAUUAAUGGCCUUCUAGUUGGGACCUUGAAGUUGAUGCUUGUCAGCGUGGGAAGGGCAGUUAAGUUAUUGGAUAGAGCACCCUUUGGAGAAUUCGGUUUACCAAUUCGAGGAAUUUGCAUACUGCAUAGUGUUGAUCUCUUCAAGCCCAUGAAAGAUAACGAGCUAGUAAGUUAUUUGGGUUUACGUGCUUAUACAAAAGCUAAUGUCGAGAACUCUAUGGCCAUGGAGGGAGAGCAGACAUCUUUGUCGCCAGUGGGUAUAGGGUCGACACCUGAAAUAGAAAAGAAGUAUGUGCAUCGAGUUUAUGAUGCUAUUGCGCCCCAUUUUAGUUCGACCCGGUUUGCCAAAUGGCCCAAAGUUGCAUCCUUCCUGAACUCCUUGCCCCUAGGAUCUCUAGUACUGGAUGCAGGAUGUGGGAAUGGCAAGUACCUGGGCUUGAAUCCCGAUUGCUUUUUCAUUGGAUGUGAUAUCAGUGAGCCGCUUGUCAAGAUUUGUGCGGAUAGGGACAAUGAGGUCGUGGUUGCAGAUGCUGUGAAUCUGCCUUAUAGAACUGGGUUUGGUGAUGCAGCUAUAUCCAUUGCUGUGUUGCACCACUUGAGUACAGAGAUCAGGAGGAGAAAGGCAAUCGAAGAGUUGGUGAGAGUUGUUAAGACGGGUGGGUUUGUUUUGAUCACUGUUUGGGCUGCAGAGCAAGAAGAUAGGUCAUUGCUUACAAAGUGGACUCCCCUUAAUGAUAAGUAUGUGGAAGAGUGGAUAGGACCUGGUAGCCCUCGUGUCAGAAGCCCUUCAUCUUUUACUUUGCAAAGCAUCCCAGAAUCUAUGGAGGGGAUGAAUUCCAAGGAGCAUAUGCAAGAUGGGAGCCAAAUUUCUGGAGAGGAGACUGGUGGAAAUGCUGCUGAUGAUCAGAAGAGUCAACAUGAGUAUUUUGUGCCGUGGCAUUUACCAUAUCAUCGAGCUGAAGUGAGUGGUGCUUCUGCUUCAGCUAUUGCUAGUGGCUUGGCAAGGAAAGAUGACAAUAAGGGUGCUGUGGUCUACAAUCGCUACUAUCAUGUCUUUGGUGAAGGUGAACUUGAAAGGUUAGCAUCUGGUAUUAAGAAUGCAAUGGUAGUCGAUCAAUUCUUUGACAAGUCAAACUGGUGCAUCGUUCUUCAGAAAAUUGGUUGA